UAAUGAUUUAAUAAUCUGGCAUCUCAUUUUAAAGUCGCCAAACAUAAUUAAAGGAUCAAAUUAAUAUGCUUGAAUAGAGAGCAUAAGAAAUCAAUCAAGACAUAAAAAAAGUAUAAUUAAAUUCCAUAAUUAGAAAAGAAAAACUCAAGGAGGCCAAGACAGAUAAAUCAAAUUAAAAACUCUUCAAAAUCAAAUUGAUAAAAUGAAAUAAUUAAAUGAAGAUUUAAUGCAUUUAGUAAUAGAUGUAAAAUGCUUCUAAUUCUCAUUUAGGAUAAGAAAUGGUAAAAAUUGAUGAUGCUUUUGGAUAUCAUGUAUUAAAAUUUAGAUAAUCCAGAGCAUGAAUAAGAUAUUAAUCAAGUAUAUUUAAUAUCAAUCAUUUAGUUGAUAAAUCAAUUAUAUUAAACUAAAAUGGUACCAACUGUUUGGAAUGAUAAAAUCUUAUAACCAAAUAGAUUAACAAUUGAGCCUUUUGAUCAAAAAGCUGCAACUUAACAAGCUUAAUUAGUAGAUUAAAAUUCAGCUGCUUAUAAAAUUAAAAUGAUGGACUUUAGUUAUAAUGAUAGGCCAUAAAAAAAUGAUUAUUAUUAGCCUCCUACAUUUAAAGAAAAAUUGAAUCUAAAUAGUUUGUUACCUAAAUACAAAAUGCUACCAAAUUCAGUAUUCAGUUAAUUAAGUAGUGAUACAUUAUUCUAUGUAUUUUAUUAUCAUAAAGAACCUACUGAAUAAUUGAUGGCAGCAAGAGAAUUAAUAAAAAAUUAAUGGUUAUACAAUACUAAACAUGGAUUAUGGAUGAAGAAAGAUAAACAUUACUAAUAUGUAAUUUUAAAUUAUAUGAAUUAGAAAGAUGAAGAAAAUGAAAAAGUUAUUAAAGGACCUUUCUUUUAUUUUGAAAAUGAAGGUAAAUGGUAACAAAAAAAAAAAUAAGACUUUUCAUUUAAGAAAAAACAUCUAAUACAAUAUGAAAUAAUUUAAUGA
This is a messenger RNA of Paramecium pentaurelia, 975 nucleotides long. The record is from the annotation of a GenBank genome assembly. NCBI's taxonomy places the organism in Eukaryota, Ciliophora, Oligohymenophorea, Peniculida, Parameciidae.